CACCAAGAAAGGCCAGGUAUGCGUGUCGUGCAAUUGCGCGUGGGCCGCGCGCGCGAGCUUGCGUCCGGCAGAUGGGACUGCGACUGCUCGGUGACGCUCAUCCAAGUCGGUAGCGUCAAUGUACUCGUGGAUACGGGCGGCGCGUGGGUGGCUGCGGACCUCGCGCAGUCGCUUGCGUCGCGCGGCGUCCCGCUGGACGACAUUGCACUUGUCGUCUGUUCGCACGGCCACUCGGACCAUGUCGGGUGUUUGGCCCUCUUUCCGCAGGCCAUGCACAUUGUCGGUCGCGACAUCAACCGACGCCACGAGUACGCGGCCGCAGGCGCGCCGGCGCGGGACCAGAGCAUUGGCCGCUGCCUCGCGACUGUCGCCGCCGACGGCGCGAUUGCCCUGGACGAGGUUCCUACCGCGCCAUUACGCGUCGUGACGACGCCUGGUCAUACGGGUUCGUGCGUCUCGGUGCUCCUCGAAGCGCCAAGUGCUUUUGUAUUUGAACACGCGGAUGGCCGUACCGAGGACGUGAGCCGCGUGGCCAUCGUGGGCGAUCUCUGGGAGUGCGAUGGCGACGACAGCUGGUGGCGCGACCUCUCGGAAAUGCCGGUGCUCCACGAGUCGAGCCGUGCCUUUGUGCUAGCGUGGCGCCCCGAUGUGCUCGUGCCCGGUCAUGGGCCUGCGUUCUCACCCUAACGCCAGCCCCACCUCGCGUAGCGCGGCAUGGAUACUACCAAGUCGU
Molecule: messenger RNA, 733 nt
Organism: Saprolegnia parasitica CBS 223.65
Lineage: Eukaryota; Oomycota; Saprolegniomycetes; Saprolegniales; Saprolegniaceae
Exons: 1
Coding region: 19-687 (222 amino acids)
Source: RefSeq, a predicted model, not a curated record